AUGAAGCUCAGGCCUGUAGCUCGUCCAUUUGUUUCAUGUCAGAUAAACUCCGGUUCUCAGGCUUUCUUUUGGCACGAUGACUGGACGGGUCUAGGCCCGCUGAGCACCGUUGCGGGGCCAGAUGGUCCACGAGUAUUAGGCAUUUCUUCUACAGCGCGCGUCUCAGAAGUUAUAUCAGGGGAUUCUUGGCUUCUUCCGAGAGGUCGUCACCCGAUUAUUCAGCUUAUUAAGGCUUGUCUUCCCGCCAAUCCUCCUGAUCUGUCAUCGGAUCUUCCUGAUGCCUUUCUUUGGAGGAACAACCCGAAUACAGUACCUGGUCGUUUUUCUGCUUCGAAGACGUGGGAGACCUUACAUCCCUCUCCUCCUACUGUCCCUUGGCACAAGACAAUUUGGUUUAAAACCAGAAUUCCCAGCAUGCCUUUCUAUCGUGGGUGGCAACCCUCAAUAGACUCCCAACGAGAGACAGGCUGCAGCAGUGGGAAUGAAUGUUCCUACAACUUGUCUUCUUUGUAA
Messenger RNA from Raphanus sativus (radish), 513 nucleotides. RefSeq lists its product as uncharacterized. Bases 1 to 513 code for a protein of 170 amino acids. Lineage: Eukaryota; Viridiplantae; Streptophyta; Magnoliopsida; Brassicales; Brassicaceae. The transcript has a single exon. The record is from RefSeq and is a predicted model, not a curated record.